Dermacentor andersoni is the source of this 6856-nucleotide messenger RNA. RefSeq names its product UPF0047 protein YjbQ. The record is from RefSeq and is a predicted model, not a curated record. NCBI's taxonomy places the organism in Eukaryota, Metazoa, Arthropoda, Arachnida, Ixodida, Ixodidae.
AUUUAGCAUCUACAAUAUUCUUUCGGAAAAAUUUCCCCGCGUAAUAAAAGAAGUGCGCGCAUCUCUUAGGGUUGCUCUUUGAUAACUUUUUUCCCUCUGGCAAAAGGACACGCCUGUUACGUCAUAAAAGAAGAACAAUAAUAAUGGUACGCGGAAAUAAAGUGUCGGAAUAAAUGAUUCUAAACCGUACCGCGACUCUUCCAGCUCCCCUACUCAAUGCGUACUUGACACACGUAGAAUUGAGGAAAAAUAAUUUUGGGAGCUGUUGUGAAUUGCUGCUUAGCAUGAUAGCGGCGUCGAUGCAGAAAUUCAGAUUUUCGUGGGAGCUUCGAAUUUCGUAAAACUCCGAAUAAGGUUUUGCAUGGCCUCCGACAUGAAAUGUCUUCAGAACGGAUGAUAGAAUCUCGGAGGCCAUAAUUUUACGCCACUGCUUUUCCAUCAGAGAAAGAGAACAAUCGUUCCGCAGUCCAACAUGUUUGGCACAGAGGCUGUGGCUGGGUGCGAGCGAACUCCAAAAAGGAGAGUUUGCUGUUGGCUAGUUGGGACAUAAUGCUAAGUACAAAAACAGUCAAAAAAAAAAAAAAAGACUUGCCUAGUGACACCUUUAUUUAUGCCAGGUGGCGCAUGCCCACAUUCUCAAUCAACGUGUAUAGCGUGCACGUACAGCUCGUAUGUCCAUGCGUAGGAAAAAAAAGGAAAGAAAAGAUGUGCCGAUAAAGAAAAACUUUCCCGUGGAGAGCGAUCCCAUCUGAUUCGGAAGUGAUGGCGACGGCCAGUGGCAGCGGAAUAAGGCACGGUUCUUCUUGGGUACAGAGGAAGAUCAACCUGAGGCCACAACAUCGGGGCGGCCAUCUGAUAACGGACGAGGUUGUGAAACAAGUGCCAGAGAUUUCCCAGUUCGCCGUCGGCCUCUUUCACAUACAGAUUAUGCACACAUCUGCAAGUUUGGCAUUGAAUGAGAACUGGGAUCCAGAUGUUAGAGAUGAUGUAGAGAACUUCAUGAAUAAAUUAGUACCAGAGAAUUUACCUUACCAGCACUCCUGUGAAGGCCCUGAUGACAUGCCUGCCCAUAUCAAGGCUAUUCUAUUUGGGUCGAGCCUGUCCAUUCCGAUCACGGAUGGCAAGCUCAACCUGGGAACCUGGCAGGGCAUCUGGCUCUGCGAGCAUAGAAACAGGGCAGGCUCCAGGAAAGUGGUAGUGACAAUCAAUGGCUCCUUGAAAGACUGAAGGAUAGAGUGGCGUGAUGACUACGCAGACUGUGCCCCAAGGCAGCCACAAGAUGCUGUUUGUGGGAUUGCAGUGACUGAGGGUGAAAAUUGUGCAGUAGCUGUGCCAGGGCAGUGCUGAAGCAAAAAAAGCCCGUGGAGUACACAGCCUUUCACCACCAUCGCGACAAAAGUGCAACCACUGCCAUGGAUGUCAGUGACCAGCGAUGGCGUCACCCUGGGCUGCUUUUCUGCAGGCACUGAAGAAACUUGAAAGGAUAUUUCUGUAUCCCUUGUCAUCCAGCUUCUCACUAUCAUAGUUACGUUCCUUUGUCACUCUUAAUUUUUCUUUUCUUUUUUCUUGUUUGCACUGAUGUUUGUUGAUCAUUGGUGCUAAGUGCUCUAGAGCCGUUCACAUUGCUCUAACAUUUGAGCAACUGUACUGCCUUAAUGCAAAGUAACAACUUGUUUAACAAGCAUUGAGUCGUCAUUCUCUCUGAUGUUUAUAUUGUGUCAAUUUUAAAGCUAUGAUUUUUAGAUGUGGCACAUGGCAUUAGCAGCUCAGUUAUACUAUUAGAAUAAUUUUUCUUCCUCCGAGAAGGGAUAUUGUUCUGACUACAACCCCUUUCUAUCUGCAGUUUAGACGCAUGCUCCAAGGGCAAGGUCAGUGGUUAUUGAGAUGUCCAUCUGUUCGAACACUUUUUUGCCCCACAACCACUUAGGUGUACCUGUUGGAACCUGUGGGUGCAAUUGGGAAUAGAUGGACAGCUCUAUGUGACCUGCACGCCUGUGUAUAGUGCUACUGCGCAAGAAUGUUUAUUGGCAUUUUUUUUUCACAACUCCUUUACUUUACACAUUCCACCUGCUGCAAUGUUGAGGAGCCACUAGAUUUAGACCUUUCGACACUGACGUCACUUCCGCGCUGCAAAUGCAGGCUUGUAAUUAACCGACCAUGCUAAAUGUGUACAUAACUUCUGAUAGCACGGUCACUAAUUUCCGAAAGUUAGUAGGAUGCUCCGGUUGAGUCAUUGAAGUGACACACCAUGGUUGUUGCUUACAGUACUAGUCUCUCAGUCUCUCUUUCUCCCGUUUUGUACCACACAGUAAUUUCAGGGUUGUGCAAAAUGAUGAUAGUUGUUUCCAUGGACGGAGCCUCGACGGCUGUGUGGCUACCGGUGGCCAUUCUCAGGCCACAAAAAUUUAGCGCAUUUCUGAGGACCGAUCCCACUUAGUGUGCACUUGGAACGUUUGGCCACAGUGCCCCUUUGCUGUAGAACUUGUGAUGGUCUGACGCAUUUGGUUGUGCUGGGCAGACGACUAAGUGAGGAAUGCACUUUCCGUGCAAGGUGUCUGCAAAGUCCUGCCAUUACUUUUCUACUCUGCUUACUAGAUGCCCUCGUGCUGAGCUGCAUGUACAUAGUGUGGUCAGAGUGGCACAUAGCACAGGACUAGUGUACUUUGUUUUGGGCAAAUUGUGUCAACGCCAAGCUUUGGUUGAUUUUGGUGCCAAAGCUUGGUGCCCUCUGAAAAUCUUUCAGGUCCUUUUUGAGACCAUUGCGGGAAAUGGACACAAAUACAGCCUGUGUCUUUUAAAAGUGUUGGAAAGCAGGAGUGAGUGUUGAGAUUCCUUGUGGAAUUACAUUGCAUUUUACAUGGCUUGUGCAUGAGUCAUGUAAAAAGUACCUGCAGCUCUCAAGCUUUGUUCAAGGACAUUUGCUGUUGCACAAGGGGAAAUGUGGCGGUUCAUAAAACUAGUUGCACAGAUGAAAACACUGCUGUUCGUUAUUGUCAGCCCCCCCCUCCCUUUUUUUUCAUGUAAUAUGGGCUCGGCCUUUUUGAUAAUUAACAUUUGCAUGGUGCUUAUUAUCUGUGUUGUUGAAAAGUCUUUUUUUUUUCCUGUUUCUGAAUUCGUAGACAUCAUGCUGGAACAAAACUGCUGUAAUAUCGAUAUACUGUCAGGCUGUAAUUUAGCUGCAAUAUUUAGGUGCUAGCUGUUUCCUUGCCAUCAGCAGCAAAUAUAAGCAAUGAACAUACAUGGGGCUUGCAAAUGUUAGUCUUGAAAUGGUCUUGUAUUGGUUACCAGUAGAGACUGGAUGUUACAAGGCAAUUCUGAGGGACUUAGAGCAUGCAUUUUCUGUUAAAGUUCACAAGGGGAAUGUGGCAGCUCGUAAAACCGGUCGCACAUAUUAAAACAUUUGUAAGCCUGAAUUGUUGGGAAAAUUGAUGCUUUCUUAUAAUGACUGAGUACAGAACACGAGAUAUGACAUGUACAAGGAGACAGCAGUAGUAUCUACUCAUAUACAAUUAUUUGUUAAAAUUUUCGCAUUGGUUAAACUUCUAUCACAUUUGCUCUGGCAUGAAAAGAGGCAAAGCAGACAUUAUAAACAUUAGAACAAGAAGUAUUGUGAGAAGUUCAGAUGGCUUUUGUCUUUGGAAGGAAGCAUUUAUAAAAACUGCCAUAUGGCCAUCUUGAGAAGCGUUAGGGUUAAGGACAGUUGCUGCAACAUUCUAAGUGUCUUAGCACGUACAACCUGCCAUAUAGCAUAUUGAUGGCAUGAGCAGGCAUGGUGUGUUAAUUUACCUGCAUACAGAAAAAAUUUAUAUGUGCAAAAAUUGUCACAAGAAAGGUACAUUACCAGCUGGCGCUACCUUACUAUCUCUACCAUACACUUGUUUUUUAUGAAGUAAUAUCCAAAAUAUGUGUGUGUAUUUGCAUAUCUGAAAUACUUGCUUCUGAAACAAUUUUGUUUGUAAUCAAACUACCUGGAAGUGAAUAUUGGCUGCAUCAACAUCCCUUUCUACUAAAUAUAAUUGCUUAACUGAUAUUUUUGUGAGUGAUGUCUGCUGUGGAGCUGUCCAAUUUCUCUGGUGACGAGCCAUAGGAUGAACAUACGCACAAAAUGGAACAGCAGCAUGCUAAAUUGGACUAAUGCUGCAAUUUGUGUAAUAUGUAAAAACAGCUUAUCGAGUCCUGGAAAUUUUUUAUCUCACAUAGACAUUAACUACUUUGCAGAGUUCUUGUUGUCCUUUAAAUCAAUUCAGCUAUAACAUUGGGAAAAAAUAAACUAUAUGAAGCUUUUCUUUUUAUGGGGGUUCAUGGGAAUCUGUGGGCAGCCCUUUUCAAAAACUUCUUUAAUUGAAGCAGCGGUUUUAUGGCAAUUUGCAGUUUAAUUGCAAUUCAUGCAGCAAGUUGAUAAGUGACAAUUUGCUUACAGCUCUGCAAGCCAAAUUUUGCUGUAGCGUAAAUUUACAUAAGUGAAAAUAUAUCUAAACACUGCAAACCAAAGUAGCCAUUAAAUGUUGUGCACCUCUGUGCAGCAGCUGGCAGGGUUCUUUUUGACAGAGAAACAUGACUCUUAAGAAGAAAGUGCAAUGCCACUGUAAGAUGUGAUACGAUGCUGCAUCAUGCUUACAGUGCAUCGCACUUUGUUUGAAAAGUUCUGAUGGCACCUGUAUCUCAUGCCUUGACUCAGCUUGCCACUGUGUUUGGAAACUUGUAUAAAGUGCAGUUGGUGCAAAAAUGAGAAAAGAAAAAAGGUAUGUUUUGUUUCUCCUGAUCACAUGGGUUUCCGAAGAUGUCGCACAUAAGUUAGCUCGGAAAAAUCUCUUGAUAUUUAAUGUUUAAAUGCUCCCAGUGAUUGACAUUGUCUGGCUUAAGUGGUAGCAACUGUGCACCCUGUCGACUAUGCUGACUUAGUCGCACCUCGAGGUGUCUACUGUGGCCUCCUUAUUUCCACCACCUACAAAGAUUAAUGUUUGAUGCACAAUUUUCUUCUGGUACACAUGCUGUAGACCUGACUGUGCUUAUUUGUUUGUCUUCACAGUGAUACUUAUCUUGGAUGUAGUUUCCUAUUGAAAGUUUCUGUAUGCAGUGUUUACUUGUGUUUGUACAGUAAUUGUGCAGAAUUGAUGUGAAAUCUGCAUCAUUUUCAUAUGAGUAAAGAGAAAGCAUAUGAAAUCAAGAAUGUAUGUAGAAAUGCAUGACUAGAGCUCAUUGUAGUGUUCUGUCAUGACAUGGAGAAGGUAUAGAAAAAUUUGACGCAGCUGAAAUAUGUAAUUUUGUUUGGUUAAGAAAGCUAUGUGAUUUGGCAGCAGCCAUUAUGCAAUGUGCAAUGUGUAUAAACUGGUGUGGAUGGUAGGAGGUAGAGCCUGUGAACGUAGCUGUAGCUUUUGGGAAGUGGGUGGGAGGGAAAGGCUCCUGAAAUGUUUUGUUCAUUGUUCCAUGCAAAUUUGUUGCUCUGCUGUAUUGCUGCACUGUGCAAAAAAUACCUCGUUAAAUGAGCUACUGUUUCCUUUUCUAGCCCAUUUGGGACAUUAUUGAACGAAACGAAUUUUCAUUCCUUACUGUGCUCACAAUUUACUAGUGCAACCGACCUCAUCUGUUGUGAUACCCUUGUGGAUGUAGUGUGUUAAAGCACUUCUUGUUUGUCCUUUUGGUCUGUCAUGGGGCACAUAAUUUUUGCCAUCCACUUCACAAAGCACUGAAGAAUUAAACACUACAUUUUCAUCAAUCCCCAAAAUGGCAUUGGUCAGUCAGAUCAUAGGUAAUAGAUUCUGACUUAUUAUUAUACCUGAAGGAUUAAAUAAAAUAAAUACAUGCUCAGGUGCUUCUGAAUUAUAUGGGCUUCGUAAGGCUGAAGUAACCAAACGGAAACUUGCCAAUAUCUUUCUGUUCUAUCAUGCCUCUUGAAUGACAAAUGGAAGCAGUGUUGGUUGACUUUCAUGUGUUGCACAUUGCAUAUAUUCAAGUCAUGUAUUCAUGUUCAUGAGGCUCUCCCUGGUGGGUACUUGCUUCAGACAAAUUUCAGAGGCUGCUGGCUUUUUACGUGAGCACAUCGUGAAAUUGUAGCCAUGCACAUUUUAUGUAAUUUCUAUCAGUUCUUGUGUCCUGUCAAGCAUUUCUUUCCCUUCACACUUAUUGUACUUCAAUGCUGCAGCUCACAGCACAGUCACAGCCUCGCUUCCCAAGCCCCGUACAAGCUCUGAUGUCCGGUUGCCUGCAUGUGGCAAUGAAUUCACGAUUGCGAACUGUUUUGCAGGGAGGACUGCCUCCUCUGGCUGAAUGAAAACAAAACAUAUCAUUUUAAGGAUGUGUUCCAGAAAUUUGCUGUUAAAGCUUGCUGAUUUCUGCAUGUGAGCACAGUUUCUGAGAUGUGUGUAGAUCCUGUACCUUUAUAAUGUGGGGGCAUGUGUCAGUGUGCAUGUGUGUAAGACGUAUGUUGGUGCAGAGCCACCUUCUGUUUCUUCUCCCAGAGUUUUCAGUGUAGUGCAUAAAAAAUAGCUGAGAGAGAGAGAGGGACAGUUCAUUGUGAGGUUGUUACUUGUGAGAGAGGGAAAGAAGGAAAAGAGGACAGUAAUCCCAAUGGUGCCAACGGUCGCUGUUCUGUGACCAACAGGCAAAUGAUGACUGACAUGCUUUUCACUGUUGUUCCUACCGCCUCCAUGUUCUGGCUUCCCUUUGGUUCGAUGCCGAUUUCUUAUUGCUACUCCUGUAAUAACAAUUUUUGCUCAAGACCCAAAGGACGCGGAGGCGUUCUUAUUCAUUCAACACAAGCAAAUGAGGUCUUUUAACCUGUCUUCCUACGAGACCUUUUGCUGUUACUCUCGGGAUCUCUCUUUUGUUAAUAAAGGCUCACAGGCAUAAUUCUCAA